This is a messenger RNA of Carlito syrichta (Philippine tarsier), 3435 nucleotides long. It is a transcript of the gene SLC39A10, whose product is annotated as solute carrier family 39 member 10. NCBI's taxonomy places the organism in Eukaryota, Metazoa, Chordata, Mammalia, Primates, Tarsiidae. Gene Ontology annotation, biological process: positive regulation of B cell receptor signaling pathway; intracellular zinc ion homeostasis; zinc ion import across plasma membrane. The transcript is spliced from 11 exons. Bases 121 to 2676 code for a protein of 851 amino acids. The record is from RefSeq and is a predicted model, not a curated record. Gene Ontology annotation, cellular component: membrane. Gene Ontology annotation, molecular function: zinc ion transmembrane transporter activity.
GCGGGCUCAGGCAGUCCACUCACCUCAGCCUCCCAAAGCGCUGGGAUCACAGGCUGAGCCCAGCUAACCUGGCAUUUUAUACAGUAAAAACUACAAUAAAAAACCUGUUGGAGUAGUAGCAUGAUCACAGCUCACCACAGCCUCGACCUCCUGGCUCCAGGAAAAAUAGAAAUGAAGGUACAUAUGCACACAAAAUUUUGCCUCAUUUGUUUGCUGACAUUUAUUUUCCAUCAUUGCAACCAUUGCCAUGAAGAACAUGACCAUGGUCCUGAGGAGCUUCACAGACAGCAUCGUGGAAUGAUAGAAUCGGAGCCAAGCAAGUUUUCAGUGCUGGCUGCUGAAAAUGAAAAAAAAUACUAUAUUGAAAAACUUUUUGACCGUUAUGGUGAAAAUGGAAGAUUAUCCUUUUUGGGUCUGGAAAAACUUUUAACCAACUUGGGCCUUGGAGAAAUAAAAGUAGUUGAGAUUAAUCAUGAGGAUCUUGGCCACGAUCACGUUUCUCAUUUAGAUAUACUGGCAGUUCAAGAGGGAAAGCAUUCUCACUCACAUAGCCACCAGCAUUCCCACAGUCACUUAAAUUCAGAGAAUCAAACUGUGACCAGUGUAUCAACAAAAAGAAACCACAAAUGUGAUCCAGAAAAGGAGACAGUUGAAGUAUCUGUAAAGUCUGAGGACAGGCAUGUACAUACGGACCACACCCAUCGUCUGCGCCACCACCACCGUGUGCAUCAUCACCUCGAUCACAACACCACUCACCACGUCCACAAUGAUUCUGUGGCUCCCAGUGAGCGUGGGGAACCCAGCCACGGACCUUCCCCAGAGACCAAUAAAACACAGGAGCAGUCCGAUGUUAAGCUACCGAAAGGAAAGCGAAAGAAAAAAGGGAGAAAGAGUAAUGAAAAUUCUGAGGUUAUCACUCCAGGCUUCCCCCCUAACCAUGAUCAGGGCGAACAGUAUGAGCACAAUCGGGUCCACAAGCCCGAUCGUGCGCAUAACCCGGGUCACUCCCAUGUGCAUCUUCCAGAACACAGCGAUCAUGAUCCUGGUCACGGACACCAAGACCUUGAUACUGAUAACGAUGGUGAACACCGACACACUAGGAAGCGAGAGGCUCCGCAUGUUAAAAAAAGUGCAAUUUACUCAGCAGCUGGCCACAAAGAGCACAGUGAGGAUGAGCGGCAGCACGAAUGUUUGAACGUCACCCAGUUAUUAAAACACUAUGGGCAUGGUGCCAACUCUCCCAUCUCAACUGAUCUAUUUACAUAUCUUUGCCCUGCACUGUUAUAUCAAAUCGACAGCAGACUUUGUAUUGAGCAUUUUGACAAACUUUUAGUUGAAGAUAUAAAUAAGGAUAAAAAUCUGGUUCCUGAAGAUAAGGCAAAUAUAGGGGCAUCAGCGUGGAUUUGUGGCAUCAUCUCCAUCACUGUUAUUAGCCUCCUCUCCUUGCUUGGCGUGAUAUUGGUUCCCAUCAUUAACCAAGGAUGCUUCAAGUUCCUCCUCACAUUCCUCGUGGCACUGGCUGUAGGAACGAUGAGUGGAGAUGCCCUUCUGCAUCUACUGCCCCAUUCUCAGGGUGGACAUGAUCACAGUCAUCACCACGCACAUGGGCAUGGACAUUCCCAUGAACACGAGUCUAAGAAGUUUCUGGAAGAAUACGAUGCUGUAUUAAAAGGGCUCGUUGCUCUAGGAGGCAUUUACUUGCUGUUUAUCAUUGAACACUGCAUCAGGAUGUUUAAGCACUACAAACAACAAAGAGGGAAGCAGAAGUGGUUUGUGAAGCAGACCACAGAGGAAUCAACUAUUGGAAGAAAGCUUUCAGAUCACAAGCUCAACAACACACCAGAUGCCGACUGGCUUCAGCUCAAGCCUCUUGCCGGAACCGACGACUCAGUCGUUUCUGAAGACCGACUGAAUGAAACUGAACUGACAGACUUGGAAGGGCAGCAGGAGUCCCCCCCUAAGAAUUACCUCUGUGUGGAAGAGGAGAAAACCAUGGACCCCUCUCACAGGGACGGGCUGCACACCGCCCAUGAGCAUGACCUGCAUGCGCCUGCACACAACCACCACAGCGAGGACCAGACCGUGCUGAGGAAGCACAACCAUCAGUGGCACCACAAGCAUUCCCACCACUCACACGGGCCCUGCCAUUCUGGAUCUGACCUCAAGGAGACCGGAAUUGCCAACAUCGCCUGGAUGGUGAUCAUGGGGGACGGCAUCCACAACUUCAGUGACGGGCUGGCCAUUGGAGCAGCUUUCAGUGCUGGGUUGACGGGAGGAAUCAGUACUUCUAUAGCCGUCUUCUGCCAUGAGCUGCCACAUGAAUUAGGUGAUUUUGCAGUUCUCCUUAAAGCAGGCAUGACUGUGAGGCAGGCCAUCGUGUACAACCUGCUGUCGGCCAUGAUGGCCUAUGUGGGCAUGCUCAUUGGCACAGCCGUGGGCCAGUAUGCCAACAACAUCACCCUGUGGAUCUUUGCCAUCACUGCAGGCAUGUUCCUCUAUGUGGCCUUGGUGGACAUGCUCCCAGAGAUGCUGCACGGUGACGGCGACCACGAGGAGCACGGCUUCUGCCCCGUGGGGCAGUUUGUCCUGCAGAACCUCGGCUUGCUGUUUGGCUUUGCCAUCAUGCUGGUGAUUGCCCUCUACGAAGACAAAAUUGUGCUGGACAUCCAGUUCUGACCAUCCCCUUCAGCCGCUGUUGGUGAUGAGAGUGCUGUGCAGCUCGGCGUCCGUCCUUGUACCUGUGUGCACGUCGCUCAGAGGAGGUCCCUGGCUCGGGCUGCUCCUAGGCCCACAGGGUUGAGCCUGACCCGAAGGACUGGUGCUCGGUACUGUUUCCUGCGGGAAGGGGCCUCCUCAAGACACAAAGCUCGUGAUACAGAGAGGAGAAACGGACUCCGUGAACGUGUCGACAUAGGCUUAAGACUUUUUAAAAAAUAAUCAUAUAAAAACACUAAAGUAGUCUCUUUAUUAGUAAAAACUUCUGUGGCUAUGCAGAGAUAGAAAUUGAACCAAAAAAUCAUUUAAACUUUAAGAAUAUUUUAAAUGGACUUUGGGCAGACGUUUCUGUGUGUGCCAAGAAUGAAUGACCGCUUUCUAACCCAGUGCUUCACACACAUCGGCGACAUGGCCCUGAACCAUGUAGACUAGAGGAACGCUUGGCUGCAGUAGAGUAUGAAUUUAGCGUUGGCAAAGCCCUUAUUCUUGAAUCUAGAGUUACUAUUUUUGUAUAUAUUUGCAUAGUGUUUAAACUUGCAGCCUAAACUACUGAAAUUUGUGAUUGUAUGUUUCUGUGAGAUUCAGUUUAAUGACAAAUUCAUAAUGGUUCUUUGUAUUAUUAUAAUACUUGGUGUUUGGGGGUUUUAUUCUGUGGUUUUUUUUAACUUUUUGUUUUUGUUUGGGGGUAUUUUAGGGGGAGGUGAGGGGUCAGAGGAUGUG